AUGACAUCAAUGGUAGAGCGCGAGGCGAUGGCUAGUAGCUGCCUAAAGCUGAAGGUCUGGAGUAGUCCUGGAGUCAGCCAUUCUUUCUACUUGAAGGCUUGCGAAGUGAACGACCGAAACGGUUUAAGCAGAUUUUUCAUUACGGAAAUGAGCAAGAUUGGAAAUUACAGCCUCUUAUUUUUCUGCACAUUGAUCGUUCUUCUUGGCAGCUCACUAAGCUCUAUGACAUCUGAAGAGUUAAAUGGAGAGUCUGAUGAAGAUAAUCUCUUUGAAUAUCCGAGUGAUCUGCAGGCUCUAGCGAAACGGCGUGCCUUUUUCUCGCAGCGCUUGGGGAAAAGAGGCCGAGAUACCAGUUUCGAUCGCAGU
Molecule: messenger RNA, 366 nt
Organism: Protopolystoma xenopodis
Lineage: Eukaryota; Metazoa; Platyhelminthes; Monogenea; Polystomatidea; Polystomatidae
Source: the annotation of a GenBank genome assembly